CUGGGGCCCUUCAUUGUCAAUUAUGCAGAACACAAUUUUCAAAUUUCAACAUAGAAAAAAAGUUUACUUAACGUCUUGGUAAGUGCAUGAACAUAUAUGGUGAGAGCUGAAGUAUAUGAGUCUGCAUCAUAAAACUACAGUUAAUGAUGGAAGCUGCAUCUAAAUGCAGAAGGUACAGAAAGGGUGUAUCUAUGAAUGGGUCCAAAAAUAUCUCUAGUUCUCAGUCAAAUGAGGAAGCAAAGGUUACUUGUAGAUGUUUCAAAGAAGAGUGUCACUGCUUAUUGCGCUCGAGAACAAACUCACACUUUGGCAAUUCAACUUUGGGACCGCACAGUUCAAAGAAAGAAUGUGGAAUAUGCUGUCCAGUGAAAAAAUUUGGAUCCAAAUUGUUGAAACUUGGUAAUCUAGGAGGUUCAAACAAAAAUGAAAAUUUGCUUAGUGGGUCAUUAUCUCAUUCAGUGGCCUCUUCCUCAGCGUUUUCUAGCACUAGCAGGUAUAAUAAACGAGCGGUUCUCUGUGGAAUUUCUUACAGAAGGAAAUUCAGACUCAGAGGAAUCAUCAAUGAUAUUAGUAACAUGAAGGAACUGCUGAUCAAGAAUUUUGACUUUCCAAAUGAGUGCAUACGAAUCCUCACAGAAGAUGAACAAAAUGGCAAUUUGAUACCAACGAAACACAACAUAAUGGAGUCUUUAAGGUGGCUUGUGAAGGACUGUGAAGCAGGAGACUCAUUAGUGUUUUACUUCUCGGGACACGGUUCUCAGCAGCCAGAUUUCAAAGAAGAUGAAAUUGAUGGGUUUGAUGAGACUCUUUGCCCUGUUGACUAUUUGAUAGAAGGAAUGAUCAUUGACAAUGAAAUCAACUCCACCAUAGUUUGGCCACUAAAGAAAGGUGUCACACUUCAUGCCAUUGUUGAUGCAUGUCAUAGCGGCACAAUUCUUGAUCUUCUCUUUGUUUAUAAUCAAGAAAGUGGCAUUUGGGAGGAUAACAAGCCCCCUUCAAAAGAACCUAUAAGAAAACAUUCGAGUGGUGGAUUGGCGAUUUGUCUGAGUGCUUGUGAAGAUAAUCAGACAGCUUGUGAUAGCUCUGUUUUUGGUGGAAAGGGAAUGAAUGGUGUUCUGACUUAUCUUUUCACAAAAGCAAUAAGAGAAUACCCUGGAAUAACUUAUGGGGGUCUCCUACAAAAUAUGCAUCAAGAGAUUAAGAAGAUUAGCCGAAGUAAAUGCAAUAACCGCAUAUUGCCACAUAUCUUCAAUCGUAAAAUUGCACAGGAUCCUCUUCUAUCAUCAUCAGAGAAAUUUGAUGUUUCUACGACAAUGUUGUCCUUGUGAGAUUAGUUAACUUGAAUAUUUGUUUUGAAUAACUUGAAGCUUAGCAACAAUUAAUGGUUGUGGUAUUGAGGAAAA
Molecule: messenger RNA, 1403 nt
Organism: Vigna unguiculata (cowpea)
Lineage: Eukaryota; Viridiplantae; Streptophyta; Magnoliopsida; Fabales; Fabaceae
Product: metacaspase-1-like
Biological process (GO): proteolysis
Cellular component (GO): cytoplasm
Molecular function (GO): cysteine-type endopeptidase activity
Source: RefSeq, a predicted model, not a curated record